This is a messenger RNA of Daldinia decipiens, 984 nucleotides long. RefSeq lists its product as uncharacterized. NCBI's taxonomy places the organism in Eukaryota, Fungi, Ascomycota, Sordariomycetes, Xylariales, Hypoxylaceae. The record is from RefSeq and is a predicted model, not a curated record. The coding region runs from base 10 to 894 and encodes 294 amino acids. The transcript is spliced from 3 exons.
CUAUUUCACAUGUCUAACCCUUACUUCAACCCGAACUACAACCCAUACUCUCAGCCUGUGUUAAUCGGCACUGGUAUCCUUUUCAUUUUUAUACCUAUUCUUUCGGUCGGAUUUAGGUUCUACGCGCGAUCUAUAAGCUCGGCAAAACUGGGCAUUGACGACUGGAUCACUAUCCCGUCAAUGGUUAUCUGUAUUGUGCUGUCAAUAAUUCAAAUCAUCGCAACCACAGUCGGCGGUCUCGGCACCCAUCAAAUACUUGUGAACGGUCAGAUCGUGCAUACCGAGCAGCUAUAUGUAUUUGAGAAAACGAGGUAUGCCUACCAGCUCCUUGGGACAAUUGGCCUUUGGGUCAUCAAGCUCUCAGUGCUCCUUUUUUACCGGAGAAUAUUCUCGAUCCGAGCUUUUCGCAUGGUGAAUAAUGUCUUCAUCGGCCUGACGACUGCUUGGGGUAUUGCUUUUACCUUUAUGGUUGCUUUCCAGUGUGUGCCAGUGUCGACUUUCUGGGACAAAUUUGAGAUAGAAUAUGGCGCGGCUUGCAUCAAGGUCCAGCCAUUCUACCUUUCUCUAGCCAUCUCAGAUCUAAUCUUAGAUGCAUCUAUUUUCGUCAUACCUAUGCCACAUGUUCAUCGGCUCAAGAUGCCUUGGAAACAGAAGAUUGCCGUUGCGGGGAUAUUUUUGCUCGGAUCCGUGGUUGUUGCUAUAGGCAUCACGCGCGCCGUUAUUUUCGGAUGGGUGAUAUCUUUUACAACAGCCCAGCCUGUUGUGUACUUCUCAGAUAUCACUUGGUACACGUCUGGUACGCUAUUCUGGCACUUGGUUGAGAAUGUUGUUGGUUUGCUCGGUUGUUGUUUACCCAUAUAUGCACCAGUAUUUAAAAGGUUAACACAAAAGUAAAAAACAAUAAACGUAUUUAAAAACUUAUUAAAUUUUAUAAUAAAAGUAUUAAUUUAGUUUAAAUAUUAUCACGAGGCUGAAACCAAAAGG